AUGUCCGACCCCACCAUGAACAGCCCCGACGGUGCUCACAAGCGCAAGCGUGAGGGAUCUGAAGACCUUGGCCACGACGCCCAACGCAUGAACCGCUCGUCUCACGGCAGCAACGGCAGCAUGGGUCCCGACAACCAGCACAACUUCCACAACCUCAACUAUGACCAUGGCCUCCCCAACACCGGCUCUGAGUUGAACAUCGACCAGCAAAUCUUGCAGCAUGUUGGUCCCCAGAACGGCAUGUCCGAUGACAACGCUCUCACCGCGAACGCGAAGGCUGCCCUCGCUGCCCACAACACUCCUCAACACAAGUACCCGCCUCCUCCUGACUCUGCUUUCGAUGCGAACAACUUGACCCAGGGUCUGAGCUUCCCUGAUGAUAUGGGCCAAGGCCCGAUGCCUGGCGCCCACAACCACAACUCCACCGCUGCUGCUGUGUAUGCUGCCCGUGAGGCCCAGAGCAUGAACUCGAAGCCCACCGUCGGUUCCCCGGAGUGGCACCAGAUCCGCAAGAACAACCACAAAGAGGUUGAACGCCGCCGCCGCGAGGCCAUCAACGAGGGUAUCAAUCAGAUCGCCCGUGUUGUCCCCAACUGCGACAAGAACAAGGGUGCCAUCCUGCAGCGCGCCCUCGAGUACAUUUGCCAGCUCCAGGAGGAAAAGAAGAACAUCGACGAGCGGUUUGAGCAACACAGCUUGACUACCAACCACGCCCUGUCGGAGAUCAGCGCCUCAAACCAGAAGUUGAAGCUCGAGGUUAGCCGUCGCAACAACAUUGCACAGAAGUGGCUGAACCGCUGCCGCGAGGCUGGCCUCGAGUUUGACGAUUAUGAGGAGGCCAAGGAGCUCGAGAGCUUCGACUUGGAGUAA
Molecule: messenger RNA, 870 nt
Organism: Penicillium argentinense
Lineage: Eukaryota; Fungi; Ascomycota; Eurotiomycetes; Eurotiales; Aspergillaceae
Product: basic helix-loop-helix domain-containing protein
Exons: 2
Coding region: 1-870 (289 amino acids)
Cellular component (GO): nucleus
Molecular function (GO): protein dimerization activity; DNA-binding transcription factor activity
Source: RefSeq, a predicted model, not a curated record